AGGGCCUGGCUGUCAUGCAGAGGUGCUCAGGAAGGUGAGAGUCUGGGGUCCCUAGCCUACCAUAGACUCUCCCCAACUCACUCUCUCAUAACCCUCAAACAGCCUAGCUUUGGGUUCUUUUGCUCCAGAUGAUGGCUGCCCCUCAGGCUAACCCCAACUAGCAAAACUUGCCAAUCUGUAAAGCUGACAUGACUCUCCUUACAGCCCUUGCAUGAGACCUCCCUACCCCUUACCUGAAGCCUUGAAGCCUGUCUAUUCACUAACACUACAUGAACCCUUGACCCUCCCCUCAGGCUGGAUCUGGGUCCAGGCUAUGUGCCUGCUCCCUGUCCUAUGUGAAGAGAUAUCCCCAGUUCUUAUGUCUCCAUCCCACAAACAGGAUCUGUCUGUCUCCCCACCCCACCCACUUCUCCCUACCAUUGCUGCCUUGGGCAACUCAGACAGUGCCCCAGGCUUACUCGUGCAGCCAGAUCUUUGCUCACACUGCUCCCUAACAGGCAGGGUCUCUGCCAUCCCUCAUCCUCCCCAGCUUCCCACAGUCCUCUUGAAUCCCAAGGACCAGGCUCUACCGUGGAGCACUCCCUGACUUCCCAAGCUCUAUCUGCUCCUCUCCGUUGAGGUUCAAAGCAUUUCUCCAACCUUCCACCUCAGACCAUGGCUAAGUUCAUCCAUAACUUUGAGGAGAAGGCACCGUCGACAGUGGCCACUGCCGAGACUUACUCGAAGCCUCGAUUGGCCUCAGCCAAGGUUGAGCUGGUUCCCCCAACCCCUGGUGAAAUCCCUACAGCUAUUCAGAGCAUGAAAAAAAUAAUUCACAGGGCUAAAGCUGGUGGCUUCAAACACCUUACAGUGAAGGAAGCUGUGCUGAAUGGGUUGAUGGCCACUGAGGUGUGGAUGUGGUUUUAUAUCGGAGAGAUCAUAGACAAACGUGGCAUUGUUGGCUAUGAUGCUUGAAGACCAAUCUUUAACUUCUGAUGUGAGUUCUUAUCUUGGACCAUGUGUGAUGAAUGAGACUGCUAUCUGAAUAAAAUGCUAGCCGUGGGGAAAAAAAAAAGCAUUUCUCCUUGAUCGGUCCUAUGAACUUUAGGUUGUUCAGAGGUGGGAACUUGUUAAAACCGAAAGUGAAGAUGAGAAAGACCGAGUCCAUGGUUGUCUUAUUAAAGCAAGCUAUAUUUAAUGUCGGCCAGGAUGAUGGACACUGGUCAGGUCCAUACCCAGGAUUCCAAUGUAGCUGAAUUAGGUUAGUCAGGUGCUCCUAAAGGUAAAACUCUCAAGGCCUUGUACUUCCUACCUUCAUCCAAUGGGGGCAAGCAUGCAUCCUCAUGUACUUCCUGCCGGAGUAACUGGGGCCUAUGUGUGAUCAAGUGCAGGUGGGGCAACCAAGCUUGUUUACAGAAGUGAAACCAAGCUUGUUUAGAGAAGUGAGCACGUGUGGCUCAUUAUGAACAGCAGCCCCCAGGGUUCCAGGAAGGUUUACUGUACUUGGGCAAGUGGUGCUCACAGGUUAGAGGCAUUAUUUGUUUUUCAAAUAUCAAAAGCAUAACUUUAGCCCUUGAAGACUGUCCCCCAUGCAGUCUGUGAUAGCUGGACCCAGGCAAAGCCCACUGGGUACUCAAGAAAAAGUUCAUUAAAUGACUCAGUGGAACAUAUAGAGGACUCCCACUGAGGGGCUAUAAUACUUGACUAAAGGAGGUGUUAUUGAGCCCAUUCUGCAAAUGGGAAAACUGAGGACACUGAAUCUCUUGCCUUAGGAACAGAGCUGGGGACAGAACAAAUUCCACCAAAUCAGAGCUCUUAGGGUGUUGUCCAUGUGUCUCUGUUCUACAAACAAGUACUCAACCAGCCCUGUGGGAUCCACCCUGUGAAUAGAGGUCCACAGAGGCUGGGUCACUCACUCAAAGCCACAUGGUAAGUAGCCAGGCUGGAAUUUGAAUGCAAAUUCCCUCAGCUUCCAACAGCUGAUCAGGACUUCCCCAACCCACUUGAGGGUCUGUAGGACCUGCUUUUCCUGAGGCUCCAGGCUUCCCCUCCCCCAGGACUCCCAGGAGUGCCUCAUGGUUGGUUGACCUUUUGGAGGGCCAGGCUUUCACAGUUCUGAGUGUUUACACAGUCGAUCUGGCUGUGACAGCUCAAGAAAGUAGGGCACACAGAGGAGGGAGGGGUGUGGCAAGUGUGGGCUGCAAAGGCUUCCUCUAGCUUCCUUCCAUAGCUGGACAGAGAAGCCACCAUGGCAGAGGAUUUCUCGAGUGACCUUGGCACAGCACCCUUGGUCUUGGGGUAAAGGCCUAGAUUGCUCACUGACAAGAGGGGACAUAGCCAAUCUUUCUACAGCCCCUCACUGCUUAAGGACUUGGAGGACCCCAGGAGACAUGUAAUGAGAGGAGUCUUCCAGCAAGAACCCCCUUGAGCUCAGAGUCACAAGUCCUCUGAGUUUCUGUUUCCCUGUCUACAAAUGGGGUGCUCAUCAUGGCCCCUCCCACCAAACAUCAGGGAGGCAGAAGGAGCCCAGUGGGACCCAGCAGACAUGAGGUUGUGCCUGUUCUGGGGCACACAAGAAAUAGUCAGAUUCAAGCCGGACAGAUCCUAGAAUCUCCCAGAGAGCCAGCUGGGUAACACCCAACAAAACCACACCCACAAGUCACCAGGAAAGCUAGGGUAAGCAGGUGUGUCUUGGUACCAGGGGCCAUGAGUCCCCAGGAGCCAAGAAGAUGAUCCAGGCCUUCUCCUAACUCCAUCAUGCCCUAAGGGAGACUCCCAGGAGUGACUACAGGCUCUGUAGGUUUCCCCAAACUUAGCCAGAGCUCAGGAGGUGGUCAGGACACAGGGACUCUAGGCAUUCAUGAUGGGAACUGAAGAAGCAAAGACAAGAAAAAGCAGCACAGGGGAAUGCCCUGGGCUGGCCCAGCAUAGGGUUGGCCGUAAGGGACAGGACCCUAGUGGAGUAGGGGUCCCCCAGCCCAUCACACAGUCUGCCCUGGGCCUUGGCAAGGCUCCCUCUUCAGCUCUCCUCUUAGCAGCCCUGAGGCACUCCAAGCCCAGGCGGCCUUUCACCACACAGAAGAGCCUCUUGACUGAAAGGCCUCUGAGGCGCCUCACUGCUGUGUGUCCCUUAAUUGGGAAAUUGUUAACUUCUCCAAGAGGAAUUUUAAUUCAACUCAGCUGAAGGCUGGCCAAACCCAAGUACCAGCACCACACACAAAUGCCCUCCCUCAACCUCGCUCUACCCGGGGAAGCUUGAGGGCAGGCAGCAUGCUACCCAGGCUACCUGCAUAAUGCCAGGUCCUAUUGACUUCCAGGCUUUCUGCUGCCCGCUUCUGGUGCAGCAUGCCCCUCCUAUGUCUCAAAGACAGUUAUGUCCUGUCCUCCUUUGACCCACCAGGGCUGCUGGGCCUCUCACAGGAGUAGCCUACAGCCCUUCAUGUUCUCUACCACACUCCCCUGGAGCAGAGCGCCUCUAGGUAGAUUUGUGGGAUAUUUACCAUAUG
Messenger RNA from Rattus norvegicus (Norway rat), 3485 nucleotides. Lineage: Eukaryota; Metazoa; Chordata; Mammalia; Rodentia; Muridae. The record is from RefSeq and is a predicted model, not a curated record.